Messenger RNA from Brachypodium distachyon (stiff brome), 2326 nucleotides. RefSeq lists its product as uncharacterized. Gene Ontology annotation, molecular function: protein binding. Lineage: Eukaryota; Viridiplantae; Streptophyta; Magnoliopsida; Poales; Poaceae. The record is from RefSeq and is a predicted model, not a curated record. The coding region runs from base 827 to 2032 and encodes 401 amino acids. The transcript is spliced from 2 exons.
CGUCAGUUUUAGUCAUUUCCAUGUGUUGUUAGUCUGUAAUAACCCCGACAGGGUAUUGGUGUUUCUCAAUCUGUAUUUUGCCAAGUGCUAGAAGAGAAGCCCGUCGUGCGCCUCGUGAUGUCGUUUGACUUGAUUAAGUUUAUCAAGACCAACAUCCGAAGGGUUUAGGGUCUGCGCCCUACUCAGCUGAACUCAGGUCGGAUUUCUUGCAAUCAAUCAGUGCCACAGCGCAGCAAAUUGCUGGUCCUUGGAUCUUACCAGGAGACUUCGACAUGUACCGGUUUGAGUUUGAGAAAAACAACAAUCGAUUCAACUGGACGGUCAUGGAGAUUUUUAAUGAAAAGUAAAUUUUACGGAACCACAUCUUUCGAGGCUUCUUUCUCAUCAAGACACUGUUUUUGCUAAUUUGUUCGCAAAACCACAAAUUCUGCCCCAAUUGUCUUGCCUCGUCCAAAACGAACGCUCACCUGAUUUUGACAGUUCUUUCAAGCAGAUCCCGCUUGUCAGACAUCACGUCUUUGUCUUUUUCAUUGGAUCCCUUGACUUUUUCAUUUUUCUUUACUCGUCCCCUCGUCUUCUUCUUCCUAUGCAGCAACAGCAGGGCCGGUCCAUCGAUCCAAUUCCUCCACGUUGCCCACGCGGCUUCAGUGAAAUGCCACGUUCCUAUACUAUCUCGGAAAACAGGAACUGCUCGUAUCUCAACAAAUCCAUUCGACUUCCACUGUUAAAGCGACGCGCCCCCAAAUAAUUCCUGCGGGACAAAAACAAACAAAACAAAAAUCGCGCGACGCACAACCGCGGGCACAGUUCCCCUAGGCCCUAAGCCAUGAGCCUGCCGCCGCCGACGCAGCGCGGCCGCCACCCGCCGCCGGCGCUCGUCGACGACGCCAUGCGCGAGAUCUUCCUGCGCGUCCCUCCGGACGACCCCGCGAGCCUCGUCCGCGCCGCCGCCGUCUGCAAGGCCUGGCGCGCCAUCCUCCUCUCCUCCGACGACGCCGCCUCCUUCGCCCGCGACUACCGCGCCUUCCACGGGCCGCCGCCGCCCAUGCUGGGCUUCCUCCACAACAAAUGCUACAAGACGCACUGCCUCUCCCACUUCGUCUCCACCACGGCGACGCCCUCUUUCCGCCCGCCGGCCUGCCACGGCCGCCGCCACUGGUACGCCCUCGACUCCCGCCACGGCCGCGCUCUCUUCUACACCCCUAAAUCCGACGAGGACUUCGUCGUCUGCGACCCCAUCACCGACGACCGCUGGGCGAUCCACGCCGACCCUCGGUACUCGGACGUCAUGUGGAAACCGCAGGACGGCGACGAGGACGAGGAGGAGAAGACCUGGAACGCCGCGGUGCUCUGCGCCAAGGACCGCUGCGACCACCUCGACUGCCAUGGCGGCCCUUUCCUCGUCGCCUUCGUGGGAUCCGACGAGCAACGGGGCACAUUCGCCUCAGUCUACUCAUCAGAGACUGAUCAAUGGAGCAAGGUGAUCUUCCUGAACCAACCGAACGCCAUUAUGGAGGCCGGGCACAGUGCUGUUCUGGGAAGUAAGGUGUACUUCCCCUGUAAGCAGAGCACCCAAAUCGUGGAGUUUAACAUGGGUGAACAUAAGCUAGCGGUGAUCAAUAAGCCGUUCAACCAGGCAUACCUUGCCCUUGUGGGAGUAGAGGACGGCAUGCUGCUGUUCGCGGGCCUGAGGGAGUCUAAGCUCCACCUGUUGUCAAUGGAGGCUGGUCCCAAUGGAGCUGUGGCCUGGGUGCGCUGCAGGAUCAUUGCGCUCAAACCGUUGCUCCCCUCUCGUGCCCUGCUGAAAGCCUCGGUGGUUGGUUUUGCAGAAGGUAUUGGUGCCAUCUUCCUGAGUACAGAGGCUGGGUUGUUCAAAAUUGAGCUCAAUUCAGGCCGAAGCAGGAAGAUAUACAGAAAGAUGUUCUUCGAGAAAAUCAUGCCCUACACGAGCUUCUACACUGGAGUGCGUAAUGUUGGCGGGUGUUCUGGUAGGGCUUCAGGAGCAGGUGUCACUGCUACGACGGCAAUGUAGUCAAAUGGCGUCAGAAUGAUGGAUUGGUCUGCUUUUGUUUUGUAAGGUUUUGAGGUGAACUUCAGUGUCACAUGCGUCUGGCUUUGUUGGCAGUUUGAUUAGUGUGAAUGCUCUUUGUUCUAUUUGUGCUUUAGUCAAAACCCGAGUUCGUUGUAUUCUAGGAAAAAAAAACUCGAGCUCGUUGGGGUUGUUCUUGUAAGCCCAGAAGGGCAUUCAUGUUUCACCUUGCAAAACAAACAGGGCUUUUAUCAUUCUCUGGAAGAGUAUGCUGUGUUAGAUUCACUGACUUGAAUA